Mercenaria mercenaria is the source of this 4172-nucleotide messenger RNA. Its product is annotated as protein CNPPD1-like. The record is from RefSeq and is a predicted model, not a curated record. Gene Ontology annotation, biological process: regulation of cyclin-dependent protein serine/threonine kinase activity. Lineage: Eukaryota; Metazoa; Mollusca; Bivalvia; Venerida; Veneridae. The transcript is spliced from 7 exons. Gene Ontology annotation, molecular function: protein kinase binding; cyclin-dependent protein serine/threonine kinase regulator activity. The coding region runs from base 96 to 1646 and encodes 516 amino acids. Gene Ontology annotation, cellular component: nucleus; cyclin-dependent protein kinase holoenzyme complex.
AAGGAGAAAUCAACCACAACCAAGAAGUAUUUCCCUCAAAAAGUCAACAAAAACAACAAAACAACAGGGACUGUCUCAGCCUUUAAGGUCCCAUUAUGUAUUUAUCUGAGAAAUCCUUCCAAGGAGGAACAUAUAUUUCUCCCAGAAAGAUGGAAGAAGAGGACAACAUCUUCAAUGAAAGACUAAGAAAAACAUUUUAUUAUGGCAAACUGCCUGGAACAGAAAGGCCAUCCUUACCUGUCACUGACUUGUUGGUUGAUUUCUACAAUGAUGCUGCCCCUCGGGAACUAGGAAAGCUAGACAAUUACCUGGCUGCAUCCACGUCAAGGUCGGCAUGUAUUUCACCAUCAUCUGUCAUGGCUGGGAUGGUGUACGUGAAGCGACUGAAGAAAAAGCAGCCAGAGUAUCUCACACAAGUGUCAUCUUCUGAGCUCUUCCUUAUUUCUAUGAUGAUGGCUUCUAAGUUUUUGUAUGACGAAGGUGUAGACGAGGAAGUCUUCAAUGAUGAAUGGGCAAAUUCUGGCGAUGUAGAAACAGAAGAUGUCAACCAACUGGAACUGGACUUUCUGGCGGCAAUUGAUUGGCAACUGUUUGUUAGACCUGAAGAAUUUUCUGACAUGUUACACAAGAUUGAGAGAAGGGUUGCGUUAAAACAAGGGCGAGAGAGAGGUUGGUUCUCCUACACAGAUUUAAUGGUGCUAUCACAAGACUUAAAAUUUAUGAACUGGAAUGACCUUGUAUCGGAACUUUCGACUGUAUUUUCGGCAACCUCACUCGCUUACUUGGCUGGCAUAUUGACAAUGGUUGGAUCCACCAUGUUGGGAACAGCAACAUCCUUGACCUUGAUGAAUACUGGUUCAACUGUCCUUCCGCUGUGCAUCAGAGCCCUGCCAGCACUGACCUUGUACCCAGAACUUUCUCUGGAACCCAGAAAUCCAGGGUCAUUGGUAGAGUUAUCAAGGUCAGAGGUCAUUGGCGUGAAUAGUACAGAGUUAAAUGACAUUUCUAAAGGUCAUCUUGAAAGUCUUCAGGAACUGAACGAAAGUAACCCAGGUUACCUUGGAGACAGAGACACUGUCGUGGAAAAUGAGUCUGGAAAUGACCUUGACUCGAAGACGGACACAAGGUCACAACACAAAGAACAAAAUGGACUGCUAAACGGAUUCCUACCCCCUUUUCUUGCCCUUGUUACUCUAAAAGAUACACUAUUAAACUUUGCAUACGGUGCUAGGCUUUCUUAUGAACCGAAUAAGGACUCUGAUCAAGGCAAAGUUGAAGCUAGAGAUUCGACCAAAGCCCCAGAAGAAACCAAAGAAUUCUGUUCAUCUGGCCCAUGUCUUGUCGACUCCUGGCCCAACUGUUGGAAUGUCUCCAUGGAAACGGACUGGUUUACAAAAGGAACUUGGACUGAGCAUAGUUGUCUUGGUGAAGCAAGCUGCUGUUCUCAUUGCACGCGAAAUAUGAAAAUGAAAGAUCGUCCUGGACUUGAUACUAAUUUGUUGAAAGGUGCUGAAAUUAUUCAUUGUUGCUGUCGCCAAGGAAACACGGGCAACUCGUGGUUGAAAGGUUCAUUACACACUGGCAUGCUGGACAUUAAUUUGAGAUUUGCGACACAGUCAAUCUAUCCAGUGUUCGUAACAACAUGAAAACUAGGCUUACAACAGAUUUUUGUUUCAGAUUUCCAUUUUUAGUUGUUUUGUUUCCUUUUUUAGUCAAUUUUGAAUUAAAGAAGAGUAAUAAAUUAAAGUUAAGUUUAUUUAAGAGUUGUAAAAGUUAAACAGAAGUUUCAUUUUUACUAUUAAACCAGUAUAAUUGUUUUGUUUUCUUAAGGUAGUUCUGCACGUUUGAUAAGCUAUAAAUAAUGACAUAACAUCAUAUAUCCUGAAAGCAUAGAAUAAAGCCUGGAUUCUGGGAAAAGAAAUGAAAAUUAUUUUACGAAUUAAUGGCCACAAUUGAAUAAAUUUUUUACAACAGCAACAUAACAAAAGUCAAAAUACAUCUGACACAUUAAUUAAUUCCAGAGAAUGUCCUAUACAGGGUAAUCAGCUUGAAAUGUGUGCAUCUUUUUAAUCAUGGGCAAAUAUCAAAAACAAGCACACGGACAUACUUUUUAUUCCACCAUACUAAAGGCCAUAUGUUAACAGCUGCAAGAAGUUAUACAUUAUAAAAAUUUUCUGUUAGCGAAAAUGUUACCGAAAUUGUGAUUUUCCCAUAGACCGCCACUAUGAAAAUCGUGUGAGAUCAAAAUUUUCAUAUCUGUGUAGCAAAAUAUCGGGCACACGGCCCUAUGUUUUUUAUUUGCUGAAUUUUCUUAGUAUAUUUUGAAGUUUUCAAAAAUCAAGGCUUAAUCAAAUUCUACAUUGUAGAAAAAAAUAUGGUCCAAACUACCUUAAAGUAUGCAAGAAAUUAUUUUAACCUUUGAAACAAAAAUCUGUUGUAUUAAUAAAGUGUAUGUCUAAUCAAUUAUUUAAAGCAGAGAAUGACAUGUUCAAAACUACAAUAUCUAAAAAAUUUAAGCAAGAAAAUAAAAUACCAGCUUCAUUUUUUGGAUUCAGAUAUUUUUGUACUUUAUAAAUCAAUCUUUUUAUACAUGCUUACUUAUUAAAAGAAAAAGUUAUACAAAUUAUUUGAAUUUGAAUGUAUCAUGCAGAUUUCUUAAAUACGAGAUCAGAAAGGAUGUGCCAAAGAAACAGUGAACUGAUUAGAAUUCACAUGUAUUUAACAUUAGUCCAAAUUUCUGCUGGGAAAAGUUGUGUAUCCCUUUGGAUAUCUCUCUGAAAACCAGGCAGUUACCCCUUCCUACUUACACUUAUGUACCUUAAUUUCCUUAAACAUUUUUCCUAGUAGGCUUCAUCAAAAUUGUAAAACAUUAUAAAUUUUUGACAUAUACAGCUUUUCAAAUAUAAAUCCAAACGGAUAAAGUUGUGUUUGAUUCCUGACUUGGACAAUUUUUUAAUUUGUAGAUUUGGCAUUUCUCAGAUAGUUUAGAAUUGAAAACUCGUAUUCUAAUGUUCAUAUUAUGCACAGACUUCAAUUUUAAAGAAAGAAAAUUUUUAGCAAAAAUCUAGAGGUCAGAGCCUUUAAUUGAUUAGAUAUAUUAGGAAAGUAAGGUACUACAGUAUAUACCAACUAAUUUGACCUAUACAUUUUAGGAUUUAAGCAACAUAUAAAAAAAUUGUUUUAUUUCAUUUCCGUAUAAUCUAUUAUAUAUGAUUACUCUCUCUGAAAUUCGAGAGUAAAUUAAUUAUUCUCUAAACUUUCAUAACAGUAAGAUAUAAAACAAACACAGAAAGUAGGAAUAAGGCUAAUAUUUGGCAGUAAGUAUCGAUUUACAUUAUAUAUCAGCACAAUACACGUUUUAUUCAACAUUCAUCGUUUCCGGUUGUCGUAGUCUUGUUGGAAUGGAAUGGAAAACUGAAACGAAACUAACUUAGAAUUGAACAAAAUUUCAAAGUAAACUAAAAUAAAAGUAACAAGUAACUGUACACUGCUUGGACUGAAAAAGAACUAUUUCUAGAAAUGAUUAAAUGUAAAACCAUCAACGUCAUAUCCUCUUGAGUAACUCCGCCUGUGAAAGAACUGUAUGUGAAAAUGAAAAUAAAAUCAAAAAUAGUAGAGUAAGAAUAUUUUUAUUCUCGCUUAGUGUCCAUAAAGAUGCAUACAACUAGAAAAUCGUGUAUAAAAAUCUGAACUAUUAUAGAUCGAUUGAUAAGAAUGCUUUAAACCUCUUAAGCAUAUGGGGAGGGUGGGUAGGGCAUACACUAUUGUAAACUUCACUGCCAAAUAUUUAACCUCGAGAUGAAUUAAAGUUACGUUGUAAUGGUAUAUAUAUAUACCCAAUACACAAAUGCACGAUAAUCACGAGACCUGAACUACUGUAAAGACUGUUAAAUUAGCAAAACGGUAAAGACUGUUAUUGUCGUACCGAGAAUAAUUUCAUACAAUUUUAUUAUUUAUCAAACCUUAUCUGACACUGCUGAAGCUUCUGGAAACUUGUUUUUCAUUUCGUUAGGAAAACUAAUUGGUAUUUCUGCAUUGAAUCUUUUGGCCUUAGUAGUAAGGUUAUAAAAUUACGUGAAGGAAAAUCAGAGUAUAAUUUCCAAAUUUAGAAUUUGCAUUUGGUUAUUUGGAAAAUAAUAACAUUAAAAUUCCUUAAAUGCUGAAAAAAAAAA